Molecule: messenger RNA, 6755 nt
Organism: Thlaspi arvense
Lineage: Eukaryota; Viridiplantae; Streptophyta; Magnoliopsida; Brassicales; Brassicaceae
Source: the annotation of a GenBank genome assembly
AAAGAGCCAGCUUCGCUGAAGCUCGAGGUCGCAAGUUCGAUUCUCGACUAGGGUUUUUUUUUUUUUUCCUCUUCAUUGAACCUCCAUUUUCUUACCUUCCCAGCCGUUCUGUAUCUCCCGCCUGUUACCCUCGAUCUGCUGCUUCUCCUUAAACCCUAAACCCACGUUCCUUCGCCGUCGUCUUUCUUACCCUUUGUUUGGAGAGAUGGAGACGAAGAUGGAAAUUGAAUUCACUAAGAAGCCGUACAUCGAAGAUGUCGGUCCUCUUAAAAUAAAAAGCAUAAACUUCUCCAUCCUUUCUGAUCUUGAGGUCAUGAAAGCCGCUGAAGUUCAGGUGUGGAAGAGUAUGUACUACGAUUCCAAUUCUAAACCCAUCGAAAGCGGCUUGUUGGAUCCUCGAAUGGGUCCUCCGAACAAAAAGUCUACCUGCGCAACCUGUUACGGGAACUUCCAAAAUUGUCCAGGACACUUUGGAUAUCUGAAGCUUGACCUCCCUGUUUACCACCAAGGAUACCUCAACUUCACCCUUGAUGUUUUGAAGUGCAUUUGCAAGCGCUGUUCCAGCAUACUAAUUGACGAGAAGAUGAGUGAAGAACACUUGAAGAAGAUGCGGAAUCCAAAAAUGGAGCCAUUGAAGAAGACUGAACUGAUGAAAGCGGUUGUCAAGAAGUGCAGUACAAUGGCAAGCCAGAGACUUAUAACGUGCAAGAAAUGUGGUUACCAGAACGAUGCAAAAUUGAGUUCGUGGAACAUUCAAAUAGGCAUGGUAAAAAAGCUUGGGGCGCAGAUGGGUAUAGUAGGCAUCAGUCAUGACCGAUCUAAAACUCAUGGUGGAGAGCUUGAUGAAUUAAAAUCUGCAAUAGCUCACACAAAAGAGUCUACUGGAGCUAUAAAUCCUCUUACCUAUGUUCUUGAUCCUAACUUGGUGCUUGGACUUUUUAAAAGAAUGAGUGAUAAGGACUGUGAACUUCUAUAUAUAGCUCAAAGACCUGAGAAUAUUAUCACAUCGUGCAUGCCUGUGCCACCUUUAUCCAUCCGACCGUCUGUUAUGAUUGGUGGUACACAAAGCAAUGAAAACGACUUAACAGCGCGAUUAAAGGAAAUCAUUCAAGUCAAUGCUAGUCUUCGUAAUAUUUUAAAUCAACCUACCACAUCGCCUAAAAACAUGCAAGUGUGGGAUAACGUCCAAAGCGAGGUUGCGCAAUACAUUAAUAGUGAAGUCCGUGGUGUCCAGAACCAGCCAAACACCAAGCCACUGAGUGGAAUUCUUCAGCGUCUCAAAGGAAAAGUGGGACGUUUCCGUGCAAACUUGUCAGGGAAGCGUGUCGAGUACACUGGUAGAACUGUUAUUUCACCUGAUCCCAAUUUGAAAAUCACAGAGGUAGGAAUUCCUAUCCUUAUGGCCAAGAUCUUAACUUUUCCUGAAUGCGUUUCCCGUCAUAAUAUUGAGAAGUUGAGGCAAUGCGUCCGUAAUGGCCCUCAUAAAUACCCUGGUGCCAGAAAUGUCAGAUAUCCAGAUGGUUCUUCAAGGACUUUGGUUGGUGAUUAUCGCAAGCGUAUUGCUGAUGAGUUGACCAUUGGCUGCAUAGUUGACCGUCAUUUGGUAGAAGGGGAUGCUGUUCUUUUCAACAGACAACCGAGUCUGCAUCGGAUGUCUAUCAUGUGUCACAGGGCAAUAAUAAUGCCUUGGAGAACGUUGAGGUUCAACGAAUCGGUUUGUAACCCAUAUAAUGCUGAUUUUGAUGGUGAUGAGAUGAACAUGCACGUACCACAAACAGAGGAGGCUAGGACAGAGGCUAUUACAUUAAUGGGGGUACAAAACAAUUUAUGCACCCCAAAGAAUGGAGAAAUUUUGGUAGCAUCAACGCAGGAUUUCUUGACAUCUUCCUAUUUGAUAACGAGAAAAGACACAUUUUAUGACCGUGCGGCCUUUUCACAAAUAUGUUCUUACAUGGGAGAUGCCAUGGAUGCCAUAGAUUUGCCCACGCCUACAAUCCUUAAGCCAAUAGAGCUUUGGACUGGUAAGCAGGUUUUUAGUGUUUUGCUGCGUCCAAAUGCAAGUGUUAGAGUCUACGUAACUCUUAACGUGAAAGAGAAGAACUUCAAGAAGGGAAAGUAUGACGAAACAAUGUGCCUAAAUGAUGGAUGGGUUUAUUUUCGAAAUAGUGAGCUAAUAUCAGGACAACUGGGGAAGGCUACGUUAGGAAAUGGAAACAAGGAUGGAUUAUAUUCUAUUCUUCUAAGAGAUUACAGCUCUCAUGCUGCUGCAGUCUGCAUGAAUCGGCUAGCAAAAUUGAGUGCUCGGUGGAUUGGAAUCCAUGGCUUCUCCAUUGGAAUUGAUGACGUUCAACCUGGAGAAGAGUUGAGAAACAGAAAAGAAGAUAUAAUCAGGGAGGGAUAUGAGGGAUGUGUUUCGAAAAUUGAGAAUUUUAAUAAUGGAGCACAGAAACUGAAAGCUGGUCUAGAUACUGCAAAGUCAUUGGAAGCUGAAAUAACAGGGAUUCUCAAUGGUAUUCGAGAAGACACUGGGAAGCUCUGUAUGAACGGAUUACAUUGGAGAAACAGUCCCUUGAUCAUGUCACAAUGUGGUUCCAAGGGAUCUCCUAUCAACAUCAGUCAGAUGGUUGCAUGUGUUGGUCAGCAGACAGUUAAUGGUCACCGUGCUCCUGAUGGAUUUAUAGAUCGAAGUCUUCCUCAUUUUCCUAGGAUGUCCAAAACACCUGAAGCUAAAGGUUUUGUUGCUAAUUCGUUCUAUAGCGGCCUUUCUGCCACAGAAUUCUUCUUUCACACUAUGGGUGGACGAGAAGGUCUAGUUGAUACAGCGGUGAAAACUGCCAGCACGGGUUACAUGUCUCGUAGGCUGAUGAAAGCCUUGGAGGAUCUAGUAGUCCAUUAUGAUAGCACAGUGAGAAAUGCUAGCGGAUGCAUACUUCAAUUUACUUAUGGAGAUGAUGGUAUGGACCCAGCACUGAUGGAGGGAAAGAAUGGAGCGCCUUUAAAUUUUGAUAGAUUAUUUUUGAAGAUUCAGGCCACUUGUCCUCCUAGACCACGCCACAGAUUUCUUUCUUCAGAAGAAUUGUCACAAAAGUUCGAAGACGAAUUAGUCAGACAAGAUAGUAGUCGGGUUUGCACUGAGGCUUUUGUGAAAUCUCUCCGAAAUUUUGUUUCUGGGCUUGGAACAAGGUCUGCAAGCCCGAGCCAGCUUUUCUAUAAAGCAUCUGAUGUGACUGAUAAGCAACUCGAGGUGUUUGUAAAUAAUUGUGUAUUUCGCUACCGGCAAAAAACAAUUGAAGCCGGGACUGCGAUUGGAACAAUAGGAGCUCAGAGUAUUGGAGAACCUGGGACACAAAUGACUCUGAAAACUUUUCACUUUGCUGGAGUUGCGAGCAUGAAUAUCACACAGGGAGUCCCUCGAAUCAAUGAAAUCAUAAAUGCUUCCAAAAAUAUAAGCACACCUGUCAUCGCUGCAGACCUUGAGAACCCCCUGGAAUUGACUAGUGCACGAUGGGUGAAAGGACGCAUCGAGAAAACCACUUUAGGACAGGUUGCUGAUAGUAUCGAGGUGCUAAUGACUUCAACAUCAGCGUCAGUGAGAAUAAUCCUUGACAAUAAAAGAAUCGAGGAGGCAUGUUUGUCUAUAAGCCCCUGGUCUGUUAAAAAAUCCAUCCUAAAGACUCCCAGGAUCAAACUGACGGAUGAUAAUAUCAAGGUUUUAGAUACAGGAUUGGAUAUUACUCCCGUGGGGGAUAACAAUGGGACUCAUUUUGCUCUCCACAAUCUGAAGAAUGUGCUGCCAAAUAUUAUAGUGAAUGGGAUCAAAACAGUUGAGCGAGUUGUUAUCGCAGAGGAUACAGAUAAAAAGAAAGAGAGAGAUGGGAAGAAAAAGUGGAAACUGUUUGUGGAGGGAACAAACCUCCUGGACGUUAUGGGGACUCCGGGAAUCAAUGGGAGAACUACUACAAGUAACAACGUUAUCGAAGUGAGCAAAACACUGGGGAUUGAGGCUGCGAGGACGACAAUUAUUGAUGAAAUAGGGUCAGUUAUGGGAAACCAUGGCAUGAGUAUAGACAUUCGUCACAUGAUGCUUUUGGCUGAUGUCAUGACUUACCGGGGGGAGGUUCUCGGGAUACAAAGAACCGGGAUUCAGAAGAUGGACAAAAGUGUGCUGAUGCAGGCAUCUUUCGAGAGGACUGGAGAUCAUUUAUUUAGUGCAGCAAUUAGUGGUAAGGUUGAUAACAUAGAGGGAGUUACAGAAUGUGUGAUUAUGGGCAUACCAAUGAAGCUCGGAACCGGAAUCCUCAAAGUCCUCCAAAGGACCGAUGAUCUACCCAAGUUGAAAUAUGGUGCUGAUCCAAUCAUCUCUUGAAAAGACAGAACCAAAAAUUUCAUAGUAGUCGAAUAUAUAGAUUACAAACAAGCAAUGCAAAGAUCAGAGCAGAUGAAACCAAUUCUCGGGUUCUAAUUCAACCACCCAAAUUUGCAUAUAGGAUUCAAACACUGCUUCUGUUUUUCUUUUUGGUCUACAAUGUGGGAAAAUUUGGUUGUUUGCCCUGAGUUUCUUUUCUUCUUUCUGGUCUGAAACAUUGUUUGAAACAAAAAAAAAAAAAAAUCCUUCAGGCACUUUCUUUUGAAUAAUCUUUGCGUCUCAUUGAAAGUCACAAAAAGUAACACUUUACCAAAAAAAAGAAAGAAAGAACAUCUGACAUUUAUAACAGUCGAGCAAUCUUAUUCUAUAUUUGGGUUAGUCAUAGAGUGUAAUCUGCAGCUGUGACGCAUCUGGCUCUGUCAAGACCUGUCUUAUGAAAGCUCUUCUCCACCACACCUCAAAAGCUCGUUGGACAUUUGGACAAUCAUCGCCUUUGCUCAGAAACCGAUCAAACCAUUUCAUCAGAAUCACCUGUUGUUGCCUCAACGACAAGGUCAGUAUGGUCUGGCUGAGUCCAUCCUCCACCAGUUUCCUAUCCAGAGACCUCGAGGAUAACCGUCUCAUCCACCCGAAAUCAUCAUACAAAGCCUCUAACCACGUGUUCAAAACCGCAAACCUAGUCUCCCGGUUCACCAAGAUCCUUCCCCUACCAAUACCAACACAUAUCUGCGCUGUGAUCUUGCUUAUCUCGUGUCUGUACAUGGUCGGUAUCUUGGAGUGGAGAUUCGCUAGCUCCUUUUGAUCCGCCCAUAGCUUCACAAACUCGUCGCACAUUUUCUUCUCGAUCAGUAUAUCUACCAUCCAAAGCAUGUUAUCAGCUUCUCUGGCGAUCUCUCCCAUCAGAGCACCACGGUCUUUCCCGGGAUCAUUCAUCUGUGUGGUCACUUCGGACAAGCAGAGGACAAGAGAGGUGAGGCAUCGAUGGCACAAACCGUAGAGCGUCUCUUUAGAGACUUCAUGAUCAGCUUCUUCCCUGAGCAACUUAAAGAUCAAAACUUUCAUCUCUCGCCGUGCUUUAUCGUCUUUGGCUUGUAGAACACCAGUGAGUAGCUUCAAGAAGAUAUCAUCGGUUCUGUUUCUCGUCGAGGAAGUCGAAGGUUCAGACGAAAGUCUCUGGAGAAUCAAAGUGACUGAAUCAUCAGGAAGAUGAAGCUCUUCAAGACAAGAUACAACAAUCUCUUCUUCAUCUUCUGACCAAGGAACAGCUUCCAAAUGCUCCAAACAUGACAUUACUCCUUCAUCAAACGAUAUAGCUGCAGAAACCUUGAGUAAAGCCAAGAUUUUGAUGACAUUUUCACCGAUCAAUUUCUUCUUGAGAUCAUCGCAAUACAUCAAAACCACAGUCUCUACAUAGAUCUCAACAUCAUCACACUCGCUUAUCUCCACUAUGUGAGAAACUCCUUUCUCUCUUCUGGAAUUCAUCUUCACCAUGAAAAACCUGCUCUUCUCCGAUAAAACCUUCCUGUGAACAUCCAUGGUGACUCUGUAACCGUCUUUUCCCACCACACUCAGCUUAACGUCGCUGGGACCGAGGCUGUGGCCGUAAACGACGCCGUUCUUGAACUCCGUCAGGAUCUGAGCCACGCGCGCGUGGGAUUUCCUCCGUGGCUCGCGGUUGUGCUCUUCUGACAUCAUGUGGUAAAGAGUCGGGUUCGAGUGACUCGUUUCGUUUGGCGGCGGCGGCGGAGGAGGCGGUGGGGACGGUAGGGGAGGAGAAGAGGCGGAUGAGUGUUUGGUCGGCGAUGUGAUUCUUGACGGUGAGAAAGAGAGAGAAGGAUCUGCGAUAAACCCUUGUUUGAUCAUCGUUGCUACUUCUCUGGACGCCAUUGAAACAAGUAAAUUCUCAAACUUUCUCGAGAAAAAAAGAAAUGUGAAAUUUGUGAUUCCCGGGAAAAAGUACCAAGAGACUUUCCGCGGGAAAAGUAGCAAAGUGUUUGUGCAAAAUCUCAAAGUUGAGAGACAAAACAAACAAGAAGAGGAGAUAACUGAGAAAACAAAAAAUCCUCGAUUAAGAACAGACAAGCAAAUCCUGGAAAUUUGUUUUCUUGGGAAAAUAAAAGAGUAAACAAAGGAGCAGAUUUCUCCACAAGAAGAUGAAAUCGAAGAAUCAGAAUCCAAGAAAAUGAGAGGACUUUGGAUCUAGAGAAUAGAAAAAAUACAAAAUACAACAGCAAUGGCGAGUGAGAGAAAAAUGAUUAAGAAAAAGUUACUUGUUUUAUGUCUCUUUUACAGAUAGAUAGAUCAUUGCCUCCUCCAUGUGCCCUCCUCUUUAUCUCAAAAAUAUACACACAUUUUAUACAUCCACUAUAUGAUAUACACUGAGUUUAUG